UUUCAGACACAUGGAGCUCUACUCUGUUGGCCCGCUGCUGUCCGUCACUGCCUCAACCUCUCUCUGACAAGGAGAUGAGGAGGGGGGAGGAGAGAGAGGCUGUGUGUGUGUGUGUGUGUGUGUGGCAGAGAGAGAGAGAGAGAGAGAGGAGAAAGAGGGGGUUGGCUUUAGUGCGAUGUGAAUGGAAUAGAAUCAGCGCGAGAGGGAGAAAGAGGGAGGAGGAGGACGGCACAAAUCAACCUGCCUCUUGACUUCAACAACAGAAUAGAGCAGCCGGUAGACACAGAGAUCGGGAAGUGUGUGUGUGUCGGUUCUGUUUUAUUUCUACGCUUGGAGAGAGGAAGAGAGCGGCAGACAGGAGGAACUGAAGCAGGAGGAGAAAGAGAAAGAGCCUCACCGUGGAGAUAGAUAGCAGAAAAAUGCUGUCAUGGGGAGAGAAGGGGAGGGAGUCGGCAGAGAGGAACAGGAUGAAACAAGGCAGGGUCGAGCUGAGCUGAAAUGUGGAGGUGUCCAGUGUACCAAAAGGGAAGCAGCAGGCACUGAAGAGUGCAGUUGAAUGGACGCCAUGUUCGAAGGGUUAAAAGAGCCUCUCAGAUACAGGACUCGGGCGAUGACCCUCUCAUCCUUACUCUGCAGGAAUGAGAAACCCCCAACUGGAGCACCACCAAAACACGCAUCUGCUCUCCAGGACAAGGACUGAUUCAUGGGUCGGGGUCUCGCAACAGACACAGCUGCAUAUUCUCCUCCAUCGUCUUCAUUUGCACUUAAGAACUUGUUGACUUGUCAUUUCAAAGUGUGGCCUCUCACGGACACGUCGAUGAGAGCCCAAGGGUGGAAAAAGUUAAAAGAUUGUAAUUUGUGCGAAUGAGAAGUUUAUUUGUGGGGGUUUUUUAAUCGCUCCUGUUUCAUACCAGCACCAUAGAGAACAGGACAGACAUUUUCCUGGAGGAGCAGAACGCUCUGGAGCAGAGUGGGGGAAGCGAUUGUUGGACUGGUGUGUAUUUCUCAGGCGCCAUGCAGUCGGACGACCUCUUCAUCCGCAAGUUCCGCCGGCAGAACAUGCGGCCGCCUAUCGCCACCGUCAACUUUGACCCCAAGCGCGAGGCAGGCGUAGUGGAGUGGCCUCCGAGGAGAGAGACCGAUGUAGUUGACGGAGAAAGCCUGACACCGAGCCGCGUGGGGCUGACGCUGAGGUCGGUGGGCCGGGGCCACAUCAUGCAGAGGAGUAACAGCGACGUCACCCUGGGAGACCUGGACUCCUCAGGGAAGGCAGGGGGGAAAGCAGCCCGGGUGGUUGGUGAGAAGGUGGGUGCGGGGGCUCAGGGGGAUGGGGGGGUGCUGCUACACAGGGAAUACGGCAGCCUGUCCUCACUGGAGAGACAGAUUCAAAUUCAGGAGCUGAGCACAGACGAUCAGGGGCCCCUGAGUCCGAACGCCCUGCGCUUCAAAGACCCUUUCCUGCUUUUGGGACUGCAGGGCAACCCUCCAGAGCCGGAUGGAUUCUUUCGGGGUCUGAUUGGGUCUUUAGGGGACUCCCCAAAACCCCCCAAGCCCCCAAAGCCUGAAGGUCUAAGUAAGAAGGCCAAACCCCCCCAUAUCCCUCAACCGGGUCCCUAUGAUAACAUCGGGGGCGGGGCCUGGGUGAGGAACUUCGCCCACUAUGAUGUCCAAAGCAUCCUGUUUGACCUCACCGAGGCGGCCAUGAACAGAGACAGCAUCGGACGGAAAAAGAACAUCACCUCGGGGGCUUCGGCCGCCUCCCAGCUGCGCCCCCUGUCCCAGGCCAACCCGUCCUCGCCCGCGCAGGGAGGGGGGGGCAACGGGGUCAACGCAGAGGACCCCGAGCAGUCGCUGCUGCUGGACGAAGGCGACGGCAACGACAACGAACUCCUGCUCAGCUGCCCACACUUCCGCAAUGAGACGGGCGGAGAGGAGCAGGUGGGGCUGGACCAGUCCCAGGAGAGGAGGGGGCUCUGCCUGAGGACCCCCAACGAUGCAGUGUCGGUCCUGGAGGAGCCCAGAGAGAGUCACGUGCAACAGCAGGGGAAGAGCAACUACUUUAUAGAGCACGCAGACCUGGGAGCCCAUUACUAUCGCAAAUACUUCUACAUGAAAGAACACCAGAAUUUCUUCGGGAUGGACGAUCGCCUCGGUCCGGUGGCCAUCAGUUUCCGUCGGGAGGAGAAAGAUGGGUCCAGCGGAGCUCAGUACAAUUACCGAAUCAUCUUCCGCACCACAGAGAUGAAGACGCUGAGAGGAUCCAUCUUCGAGGAGUCCGUGCCUUCUGCCGCGCGUCACACCACCCCUCGGGGCUUGUCUCCAAAGAGGCUUCUGGAGUUCAUCAUGCCUGAACUGAACCUGCACUGCCUUCGCUUGGCCUCAAACUCCCCCAAGGUCCGGGACACCCUGCUGAAGCUGGACGAACAGGGGCUGAAUUUCCAGCGUAAGGUCGGGGUGAUGUACUGCCGCGCGGGGCAGAGCUCGGAGGAAGACAUGUACAACAACGAGAGCUCGGGCCCGGCGUUCGAAGAGUUCCUGGAUCUGCUCGGGGAGCGCGUGCGGCUGAAGGGCUGGGAGAAAUACCGAGCUCAACUGGACAACAAGACGGACUCAACUGGGACACACUCCCUCUACACGCGCUACCAGGACUAUGAGAUUAUGUUCCAUGUGUCCACGAUGCUGCCCUACACAUCCAACAACACACAACAGUUGCUGAGGAAGCGACACGUCGGUAACGACAUCGUGACGAUCGUGUUCCAGGAGCCGGGUGCGCUGCCGUUCACGCCAAAGACCAUCCGCUCUCAUUUCCAACAUGUCUUUAUCAUCAUCCAGGUUCAUGAGCCGUGCACUGACAACACCUAUUACAGGGUGGCUGUGACACGCUCUAAAGACAUGCCGUUAUUUGGCCCCCUGUUCCCUAAGGGCGCACGAUUCCCUCGCUCCUCCGCCUUCAGAGACUUCCUCCUGGCGAAGGCGGUGAACGCUGAAAACGCUGCAGAGAAGUCGGAGAAGUUCCGCUCCAUGGCCACCCGCACGCGGCAGGAAUACCUGAAGGACCUGGCAGAAAACUAUGUGACCACCACGCCCAUCGACUCCUCCACCAAGUUCCCCCUGCUCUCUCUGGGAGGAAAGCGCAAGGACAAGCUGAAGGGCGCCAAAGGGGCGGAGCUACACAGUGCGGGGGCGCUGGUGUGGGCCGUGAUGGUCAACAGCGGGUAUGAAACGGAGGCGGGGGAGCACAGACUGCCCUGUCUGCUCGGGGUCUCCGCUGAGUCCGUGGUGCUCAUAGAGAGGUGCACGCGCAGGGUGGUGUUCAACUGCUCCUGUCGAGAUGUCAUCGGCUGGAAGGCGGUGACAGAGACUAAGCAGGGGGGGCCCUACUUGGAUAUCUUCUACGAGCGUGGGGAGUCAGUGUCAAUCAGUGUGAUGGAGAGCCAGGCGGAGGACAUACGAGAGGUGGUGCAGAGGCUCGAGCUGGUGACGCGGGGCUGUGAGGCUCUUGAGGUCACGCCCCUGCGCGACGGGGUGGGGCAGCCCGGCUUCCUGAUGAACGAGGAGGGCUUUGUGACGGAACUGCAGCGGUUCUGUUACGCUGAGAGCGGAGGCCUGCAGCUGUGGGCCCGCGUGGUGCGGCUCUGCGGACACUCGCUGGUUCACUUGAGCCCCGACGAGAGGGUCCGGCUGCUCCGCACGGCACACAAGAUCCACAUCACCGUCAUCCCUCCGGACGAGAACGGCAAGCCUCGCAGAAGUUUCUCCGAGCUCUACCAGAAGGCCAUCAAGGACGCUGAGUGUAAACCCGGAGAGGAUCAGUCCGGAGAGGCCUGGGUGCUGGACGAGAGGGAAGAGGAAGAGGUGGAAGCAGAGGGGGCGGAGGAGGAAGAGGAGGAGGAGGUGGAGGAAGUGAAAGAGGAUACGCUGAAGGCGAGUGAGGUCAUUGAAGCGGAUGUGACGGAGGUGAAGGUGGAGGACGAAGAGGACGUAGGACGGUGGUGUGAUGAAGGGCAAAGCGAGAGAAGUCCCGGGUCGCUCCUCACACCCCCCAGCCUCCCUCUGUUACGAGCCACUUCCCUGCAGGAGCAGCCGGCCAAUCAGAGCCAAGAAGGAGGCCUCUCACAUCUCACACGCAGCUGCUCUUACACCGACACGUGCGAUAGGCACGUGUACGACAACGUGGGGCUGAAGGGGGAACGCCACAUCUACGAGAACGACGGCGGCGAGCUGAGGGACGCCAUGCCCGAUUUGAUCCUGGCUGUCAAACCCAAUGUUCCCCUGGAGGACGAGCAGUUCAUGGCCGCUGAGUUUGGUGAUGACAAAGCUUCGGUGAGUGACUCGUCGACCCGCCUGUCGUGUUUAGACCGCGCCGAAAGAAAUUCACGAGCCCUAAGUCUUCAUAACUCCAUCACCAAGAGUAAGUACUUCCUGCUAAUGUACAUCACAAAUCUUACUAACAAAAGGAAUGUUACAUAAAUGUAUAAAUGUGUA
This is a messenger RNA of Notothenia coriiceps (black rockcod), 4485 nucleotides long. RefSeq names its product signal-induced proliferation-associated 1 (gene sipa1). The record is from RefSeq and is a predicted model, not a curated record. Gene Ontology annotation, molecular function: GTPase activator activity. Gene Ontology annotation, biological process: regulation of small GTPase mediated signal transduction. Bases 1015 to 4470 code for a protein of 1151 amino acids. The transcript has 12 exons. Gene Ontology annotation, cellular component: cytoplasm. Lineage: Eukaryota; Metazoa; Chordata; Actinopteri; Perciformes; Nototheniidae.